Messenger RNA from Impatiens glandulifera, 810 nucleotides. RefSeq lists its product as uncharacterized. The transcript has 4 exons. The record is from RefSeq and is a predicted model, not a curated record. The coding region runs from base 1 to 810 and encodes 269 amino acids. Lineage: Eukaryota; Viridiplantae; Streptophyta; Magnoliopsida; Ericales; Balsaminaceae.
AUGACUAGUUGGAUUGAAUUAGAAAUAAUACUUCAAAAGAAAAAGACAAUUGAUGAAAGUGUGCAAGUAGCAAUUAACAAAGAGAGAGAACAUUGGAAACAAAUAUUGAAGAGAAUAAUUGCAGUUGUGCAAAGAAUUGCGAAAAAUAACUUGGCACUUCGAGGAGAUUGUGAAAAGCUUUAUGUUGAGAAUAAUGGAAUCUUUUUGCAGUUAAUUGAAAUGAUUGCCGAAUUUGAUCCAAUAAUGGAGGAACAUCUUCGGCGUGUUCAAGAACGACAGAUUCAUUACACUUAUCUUGGACCCAAAAUCCAAAAUGAAUUGAUACAGAUGUUGGCAGCUGAAGUAAGAAAUGCAAGUCACGAGGAACAGAUGUCCCUUGUAAUUAGAUGUGUGGAUGAUUCAAAAAAUGCAAUAGUGGUUGAAGAAUUUUGGAUUGGAUUUUUGAAAGUUAAUGAAACUUCUGGGCUUGGGCUUUUUAUAGAGCUUAAAAAUAUUUUGAGCAAUCUCGAACUUGCGAUUGACGAUAUAAGAGGUCAAGGAUAUGACAAUGGAUCUAAUAUGAAAGAAAAAAUGGAUAUUGAUGUUGCUAUCGGACAGUUAAAGGGGCUUAUUUCUUUUCUCCAAGAGUUUAGAGAAUCUGGAUUUGAUCAAGCCUUGGUUGAAGCCGAACAUAUUGCAAGUGAAAUGGGAAUUGAACAUAUUUUUCGAGAAAAACGUAUCAUUCAGAGAAAGAGACAAUUUGAUGAUAUCAACAGUGAAGAGUGGACGGUUGUUAUCCAAAUUCUUAUAUCGCAUAUCGAGUUUUGCUAA